GCUGCGUGUGUAUCAGGGACGGGCUGCUGCUGCUGCCUCGGUUACAUAUUUACUGAGAAGUGGGGGAAAGUUUCUACUGGGACAGGAGGGCGGCACAGAAUGGAGAAAUAAGGAGGGGUGGGAGUAAGAAAAUGGAAAAAGAAGAAAGUUGAUGUGGAGAGGAAGAGAGGGGAGAGGAGUGAGCGGCUGAAGUGAGGGAGGGAGACUUGGGAAGACGGGGAAGGGGUGAGGGAAAGCUGGCUGACUGCCUAUAGACCCUGUUGGCGCACAUUCCCGGGGCACAGAUGGGGGAAUGCCGCUGAUGUUACAGACUUGGCCUAGAACGGUCGCUGCUUUUCGCCAUGUGUCACCGAACGGGACCCAACUGGGCUUCUCUGGGCCGGGACCCGGCAGCUCUCAGCAGAGCAUAAGGGCAGGGGCUGUGUGGGCCAUACCAACUCAUGGAGACAAAGGGGGGCCCCAGGGAUACGCUCUGCGCACUGCAGUCCCUACAGGAUUGUGACCAAGAUGGCAGCAGAGGUGAAUAUGAGGGAAUGUCUCCCUCAUAAAAACAUAGUGAAGAGGCAAGUAAAGAAGGACAACAUGAUUCUGGAAAGGACAAGCAAUGAUUAUACAGACAAAGGGAAGCCAGUGGCUGGGGAGAUGGAGCCAACCAUGGGAACUUCUGUACUACAGAGUAAAGUAAAAGCACUGAAGCAAAAGCACAAGGACUUAAGGAUAUCAGAAUUUCCUAAAGGUAAAGACCCCUUGGAAGAUACAUUAAAUGUUCCGCAGCUUCGUACUUACCUAACAGAAGAUACUUUGAACUACACUGAGCAUGGAAAGUUACCUUGUGUUAAUCAGGAGUCCUGGGGUACUGAGAAUGUUUAUGGGUCCUCCAGCUCACUUAGAACUAUGUGGGAUGUUAGUAAUGAAUGUGAGAAACUUUGUGAUUUUACUGAGCUGCUGAAUUACAGCCAGAAUAAAGCUGAGAGCAAUGCACAGAAAUGGCCACAAGACCACCUAAGAGAAUUUCCCCAUGAGCUGUUAGGUUCUUCACACACUGAAGAUGACUUAAGCUUUAAGAGUUCCUCAAUGAGUUUGGCUGAGAGAGUUGAGCGGAAUAGGCAGGAACUGAGGUGGAAAUUCAAUGGCUCACCAUGCUUCGGUGGAGAAACCAGUCAGGAGAGCAACCAUGGACACACAUCCAGACAGGACAGCUGGCUGGUUCCUGGGGCUGAUGCAGACUGUGACUCAGGAGUGUCUCUGCCUGACCCAGAGGGCAACAGGGAGCUGAGCAUCCGUCACGAACAGGCCAAACAGCUGCUGCACAGAGCACGGAUGAAAGCAAAAGGGGCCAGUCCCCUGCGCGCCUCUCACUGUGUCCUUCCACAUGCACUAUCACAGCUUCCACAGCAACGUGGUCCCUGUGUAUCUGGUGCUGUGACUGAUGGGGGCUCUUUAAGUGACAGUUCUGGCAGCGAUCAUUGUUCUUGGCAUCGAAGCUCACGGGGAUCUUCACCCUCUCAUGUGCGAUUUCAAGAUGAAUCAGAGCGUGAUGUGGAGGAGCGUUACCGAGAACGUCAGCAGCAGGGUCCUCCAUCAGCCGGUAUCUCCCCAACCACACCACCAGCUCGCCGCUCCAAUGGUCACGUAUCUUGGACACAGCAUCUGGUACCUUUUGGAAAUGAAAACCAAUGUGGAACUUGUGGCUCUUAUAUUAAGGGCUCAGGAGUUCAGAGACAGAAUCUGGAGGCUUAUUCUGCAGGGUCAAACCUAUGGAACGUUCACUUAGGCUCUAGAAUAUCUCAGGAUGGAUCCAUUAACUCUCCCUUGGGAACCAAACCUUCUCCUCACUGGAUUCUUCCAUCACAGCCAUGGAGAGUCCAUUCUGAACUCAUCCGAGAGACCCAUAUUGGAGGUGAUUCCACUGCCGACUCAUCUGGGGAAGACGAGGUCAACAGGGCACAGAAAAAAUCCUGUCGCACUUUGGGUCCUCUUAGGAGUUCCAAAAAUAAACAACAUAAUGUAGAGCCUGGUUCUGGAGCAAGGACAUCUUUGCCACAGUCUGAAAUAAAAAGCAGCACGUCAGCUCUGAUGAUAGAUCCCAGAACAAAAAUAAGUGAAUCAAAUCCAGAAACAGAGACUGCAGUGCUGGGAAAUCUACAUAAUACAAAUAUAAAACUUGAGAAACAAGUUGCUGUUCAUUACACUGAACCUAGAACAACAUUAAAUCCCACAAAUGCACCUCUGAAGUUUGGAAAUGAAUGCCUAGAUGCCAGCCCAAAUCCAGGUGCCCUCACAAUUCAUGGCCAUGUGCCAGUUCCUCCUGCUGGGAAAGCUCCUUCUGCUGGGACACCACGAUCUGGCAGAUUUGCAGUGCGUUCUGAGGGAGCUUUUCAUCAUCUACCAGUAGGGACUUCUCAUGGAGAAAACAUGGAACAAGUAAUUGUGAUUGAGAAGGGCAUACCAUCUGAUACUGUGCCAAAAAAUAAAAAUCAAGAGAAGCUCAGGGUUUCUGACAUUCAUCCUUUGUCAUUAUCUGAAAUUAAAAUGAAGGAGGAAGGCAGAGAGAGAACUCAAAAAGUGAAAAAAUUGAUAAAAAAGGAGAAGCCAAAUGAGAGACAGGAGCAGAGGAACCUAGAGGGUCCAGAUGUGACAAACGGACAAGCUGAAAGUGAGAGAGCUCACAAGUCUCUUAGACAAAGGUACUCUGACAGAAAAAAUGCAUCAAAGGAGCAGCGCAACACUGAAGUGACUCAGACCAGCGGGGAUCAUGCAGACAGGGCAGUGUCAGACCUAUUAAACCAUCACCUGGUAAAGGAGAUAAAUAAUGGGAAAAGGGAACAUAUAAAUGCACAGAGGAGCUUCACAGGGGGAGACGUACAACAUGAGAGCACAGAUUCAGUAGAUGUCAGUGCCAGCGAGGUGGGCUCUGCAUUCUGUGGCGCAACUCUUGAACACCCAGUGCACGACAGGCAAUUGGAUCAGGAAUCAGGAGAUGUAAAUCAGUGUGUCACCCACAAGAGUUCAAUGCAGCCUGCAGCAAGGAGAGGUGACAUCCGUAGUGGAAUGAAGAAAAUCUUAUCAUCCUUUGGCCUGGCCUCCCGCCCCAAGCUGGAACGAUUCCAGUCUUCCAGUUUAGAGCAGAUCUUUACACCAGCUGCUGGGAGCUCAGGCGCCUGCGUUGGGGGCAACAAAGAGCGAUGUGAAGAUGCAGGGAAGGAUGGCAGGCUGAAGAAGAGUCCUUCACUGCAGUCACUAAAACUGGUGACACAAUUUCACUUACCACGGAAAGCAUCCUCAGUGCAGAACCUGCUGGGAAAAUCAGAGCGAUCUGCUGUCUACCUCACGGAAGAUGCCAACACGGCACCUAGGCGCGCACUGAGUGUGGAAGACAUUGGAUCCCCUGGUAUGCCAAGGGUGCUGGGGCGCGUAGCUGAGGUGUACCCUGAUGGAACCCGCCUUUUACAGCUUCAGCGCCCCCCACAAGGCAGUUUUGGCUUCAGUAUUUCAUCUGUAAAUGGACGUCCAGACUCAGGUAUAUACGUGCAAGAGAUGAGUGAUGCCAGCACUGCCAAGCUUUUUUCCAGCCUGCUGCGCGUGGGAGAUGAGAUUCUGGAGUUGAAUGGUACCAAAGUGUCGACUAUUGCACAUGAGCAGCUGAGCAAGAUUAUGGACAGGGAGUCCACGUUGUCUCUGCGAGUCUUGCAUCAGAGAAGGACCAAGUGCUAAGAGACAGCACUGCAUUCUGGGAGAUCCCACGGAAAAGCUUUGUGGUACUUUAUCUUUUGACAGAGGUCAGCGCAGAGAACAAUCUUCACUAUAUUCUCAGCAGGCUCAGCGACGGAAAUGGGUCAGCAGCAGUUUAGCAGUCGGUACAUGUCUCUUAUGAUAAAUGAUUUCAGUAUUCUAAGCACAUGGAUUCCAGGUUGGCCUACAGACUAAGUAUAUUUUUAAACCAUCUGUUUACCAAGUGAUUUUUCAUUUUGCACUCAUGACACCAGUUUGUUUAAAAGCAGAAAUGUCUGGUGGUUGGUCCAGUCACCCGUGUACCUGAGGGAUAAGUCUGCUGCACAAGUUAGGAAUCUUUCUGUUUAUCAGUAUUAAACUGUGGAGCGGACAUUAUUCUCUAUGCCUUGCACAGCUCACAUUGUCAAAUGUCCUUGUGUAUUUAUGAAUAUAUGGCUUCUCACUGCCUAUUUAAUUUUAAUAUAUUAAAUAUCUUUGUAAUUUACAAUA
Messenger RNA from Xenopus tropicalis (tropical clawed frog), 4221 nucleotides. RefSeq names its product KIAA1614. The record is from RefSeq and is a predicted model, not a curated record. Lineage: Eukaryota; Metazoa; Chordata; Amphibia; Anura; Pipidae. The coding region runs from base 508 to 3714 and encodes 1068 amino acids. The transcript is spliced from 10 exons.